CUAACAUGUAAGUUUUUGUUACCAAAAAUGCAAUUUGUAUGUAGCCACAAUUUCAUGGCCGACCUGCUUUUUUUUUCUUCUUCUUUCUGAAAACCACAAAUAUGAUUACACGUGGCCUGAAAAGAACGAACAGAAACUCGGUAAUGUGCAAAAAAUAUCUUACUCUUAAUACGUGUAAUUUUGGAGUGUAAUAGGUCUAUCGAUCUAUAAAACGAUACUAUUGGAGAUUAGAUUCUUCUCAUCUCACUUUGUUCAUCUAAAAACUCCUCCUUUCAUUUCCAAACAAAAACUUCUUUUUAUUCUCACAUCUUAAAGAUCUCUCUCAUGGCGAUGUCUUUCUCAGGAGCUGUUCUCACUGGUAUGGCUUCUUCUUUCCACAGCGGAGCCAAGCAGAGCAGCUUCGGCGCUGUCAGAGUCGGCCAGAAAACUCAGUUCGUCGUCGUUUCUCAACGCAAGAAGUCGUUGAUCUACGCCGCUAAAGGUGACGGCAACAUCCUCGAUGACCUCAACGAGGCCACAAAGAAAGCUUCAGAUUUCGUGACGGAUAAAACAAAAGAGGCAUUAGCAGAUGGUGAGAAAGCGAAAGACUACGUUGUUGAAAAAAACAGUGAAACCGCAGAUACAUUGGGUAAAGAAGCUGAGAAAGCUGCGGCGUAUGUGGAGGAGAAAGGAAAAGAAGCCGCAAACAAGGCGGCAGAGUUCGCGGAGGGUAAAGCAGGAGAGGCUAAGGAUGCCACAAAGUAGGGUCUUACCUAAUCAGUUAAUUUCAAGCACUUAAACUCGUAGAUAUAUUGAUCCAUAUCCUCUCUCUUCAUGUUUAAUAGUACUUACAAUAAGAUGAGUCUGUUGUAAUUUCUAUUAAUUUCACAUCACAACUGAAAUAAGAUAUGGUAUCCACAGUCACCGUCACAUUCUUUAAUGUUUUGCAAAAUAUUCAAUAGACAAAAUUAAAUAAUGAGUAAUUAUAAGUAACAUCGCCGUCUAGAGUCUUUCAACGGUGAAAGGAUGAGAGCAUAUGGGAGAUCGAUAGCCUUGUCUCUUUUGUGACGAACCAAUAAAAGAGGAACUGCUUUUUUUCUUCGCAUGUCCACUAUUUACUGUUUGGUAUGACAUCGAAUUGGUAUGAUACAUUGUUGUACCAAAAACUUCAAAAUUUGGUGGCUUGUAAUCAACAUUGAUCCACUUAGCCAUUCCAAGCAGUGAAUUACAAUCCGUGGAAGGAAAAAUUAUGGUCCGGCACCAACAAAUUAUCACCUCAUCUCCCGUCACAAACAUAUCAUCUAGAAGUCGGUAUGCCACACCACAUAAUUAAGGAGCACAUUACUCACAUACCCAACCAAUGUGGGACAUAUCUAAUAAGCUCAUUCUUGGCUGGUACAUGCUCUAUUUCAUAUUUAUCAAAAAAAAAAAUAUUAGGCAUUGUAAAUAGCGUUUUUGCUGUUGAGCAAAAUAGUUAUAUUUGAAAGUAACAUUGGUAUUUAUAAUUAUAGUAUAACAAUUAGGCAUUGAAGUGUGAGUUUUUGUUUUUGUUUAUUUAACAUUGG
Molecule: messenger RNA, 1544 nt
Organism: Arabidopsis thaliana (thale cress)
Lineage: Eukaryota; Viridiplantae; Streptophyta; Magnoliopsida; Brassicales; Brassicaceae
Gene: COR15A
Product: cold-regulated 15a
Exons: 2
Coding region: 325-744 (139 amino acids)
Cellular component (GO): chloroplast stroma
Source: RefSeq, marked reviewed